Molecule: messenger RNA, 626 nt
Organism: Gossypium arboreum
Lineage: Eukaryota; Viridiplantae; Streptophyta; Magnoliopsida; Malvales; Malvaceae
Exons: 1
Coding region: 67-522 (151 amino acids)
Biological process (GO): ubiquitin-dependent protein catabolic process
Molecular function (GO): ubiquitin protein ligase activity
Source: RefSeq, a predicted model, not a curated record
CCUUUUUACAGAGAGUCAAAUUCCGCCCGCUUAAACACAACCUCUGAAUGUUAACUGCAAAUCACAAUGCCUAUAUAUACUCCAAACCAUUUUCUUCAUUGUUUUACUUGUCUUAAUCUCAUCUCUAAAACCAAUCUUCUAUCAGUAAUCUCUGUCUUCUUCUUCUUCUUUUUUGUCAAUUCCAUGGACGGCGGAUCAGCUAAAUGCAACGUUGUCGUUUCAGGUAAUAACGAUAUUUCUGUUCCUUUCGAUCACCAUUUCGACCUCGACGACGCUAUGACAAUGCCGGAAAACCUUCUGACCAGGCAUCAAACGGUCGUCGGUUUGGUCUCCGACAUGCCGACGGUUAAACAAGCGACCGGAAGUUGCUCGAUUUGUAUGGAGAGUUUGUCGGAAUUCGAGGGAGAUGGUUCGAGGCAAGUACUGUGCGGCCAUGUGUAUCACCAUGAUUGUAUUACUGAUUGGCUUUUGAACGGCAACAGCAAUUCUUGCCCAAUUUGCCGACAUGAAAUCUGUGGCUAAUGAUACCCAUCAUACGUGUGAAGCAUGUUCACUCAGGAUUUUUUUUUUAUCUUUUUUAUAAUUAUUUAUACUUGUUUGAGAUUAAUGCAAAAUAUUUGUUCAGA